GCAAAAACACAGCAAGAGAUGAACGAACCGAAUUCAAACUGGUGCUCAGUAAUCAGGAGGAAAACAGAGACUUUUCAAAAGCCUCUAAAGACUAAAGCUGCCUGCGUCUGUCAAUCAGCUGAGUGCAGCAGUGUGGGAGACACGCUGAGGGCUGUCAUUAAAUACAGUCUGUGAAAAACAGCCUUUUAUCUGAUGUCUUAGUUUCCCUCCGUAGGAAUACCCAUUUCUGUGUGUUUGAUUGACAGUGUUGGUUCUUGAGAUUUCAGUAUUUCACCACACGAACGGCCGCGUUAAUAAUUGAUGGAUGAGCUUCUCUUUGUGCAGGGGGAUCUCAACCUGUGAGAGCAGAGCAACAGGGCCGCGUUGUUGUAACUCGACGUGCUGCUGUCCGUUUAGUGCAUGGACGCUGAUUGAUGGAAGAGACCUUUCAGUCCUCUGGGUGAAGACAACAGGAGGAUCCGGAGGAGGGACGGACGUGUGUCUGUCCAGUGGAAGAGUGGCGCCAUCCUCCGUCUUUCAAAGGCACCAAGCAGCUGAUGUGUGACGGGACUUUGACAGGUGAGGGAGGAUUUGACUGGUCCUCCAAUGCCCCCCCCUCCACGAUGUGCUUCAUAUGCUUUUGGACUGCCGCGCACCUGCACCCCCUGGCGGCCGAUUAGAGCAACAGCUGCAAUGCCGCGCCUUCAAGCGUCUAUUGUUUGUUCAUAGUUUAAUUAACGCACUCUAGAACUAUCCAAAGUGUCCCCGCCCGCCUCCACCGGGCGGUGUUUAGUGCGGCGGUGGGCGGAGCAUCCCGUUCAUCUGAAUGGCCCGAGGACUCUGCAGGUGUCCAACCAGUGUGGGACAGAAAUCCGCCCGAACUGUCCUCCACAGAGACACCUGGACACCACGCGCUGCAGGCCCGGCAGGAUCCAGACAAGCGUUCUUUUUUUAAGGCUUCCUCGGUCAACCCAGUGAUAAUGCUCCGACAUUUUGCAUGCUCCCAAUUUGUGCAUGAAUUUGAAGGUCACUACCACGACUUGUGCCUGAUGACCGCUUUUUACUGUAGAUAUGACAAAGUGCAAAUCACUGUACAUGACGGAUUUUGUAGCUCAGCUGAAUUCCACUGUUUGACACUCUAAAAACAGAUUCGAAAAUAGAAUCGGCAAACUUGAAUCCGUGGUAAUAUCCGUGCAUCUCUUGUACUUUGGCUCAUACCUACAUAUUGAGGCCUUUCACCUGGACAAAACACUCCCAGUCUUCAAAGUAACGCAGCUUGUUAUUUCUGAGCUGUCAAAGAGCUGCGAAAGGGCUCAAACAUGGCUGCCAAUGGCACCAUGGAAGCGGCGGACAUCAGCGUCGUAGUGAUCUACUUCAUCCUGGUGCUGGUCAUCGGUUUCUUCGCCAUGCGCAAAGCCAACAAGGGCGCGGUGAGCGGCUACUUCCUGGCCGGCCGCUCCAUGAACUGGGCGGCAGUGGGAGCCUCCCUGUUCGUCAGCAACAUCGGAAGCGAGCACUUCAUUGGACUCGCUGGAUCGGGCGCGGCCAGCGGCCUCGGCGUGGCUGCCUGGGAGUUAAACGCGCUGCUUCUGCUCCAGCUGUUGGGCUGGGUGUUCAUCCCCGUGUACAUUCAGUGCGGAGUCAGCACCAUGCCGGAGUACCUGUCCAAGCGGUUCGGCGGGAACCGGCUCAAAGUGUAUUUUGCGGCGCUGUCCCUCGUCCUGUACGUCUUCACCAAGUUGUCCGUAGACCUCUACGCCGGGGCCCUGUUCAUUCAGGAAUCCCUCGGUUGGAACCUGUACCUGUCCAUCAUCCUCCUCAUCACCAUGACGGCUUUGCUGACGGUCACGGGGGGCCUGGUGGCUGUCAUCUACACCGACGCGGUGCAGGCGUUCAUCAUGAUCGCCGGAGCACUCUGCCUCACAUGCAUCGGCCUCAUCAAAGUGGGAGGGCUCGAAGGGGUGUGGACCAAAUACAUGCAAGCUUCUCCAAACAUCACCGCCAUCUUGCUGUCUUCACCCAACCUGACGUAUUCCGAAUCCUGCCACCUGCACCUCCACCCCAAGCCAGAUGCUCUGAAGGUGCUCCGCGGCCCGACGGAUCCAGACCUGCCUUGGCCCGGUUUCCUGCUGGGUCAGACUCCUGCCUCGAUUUGGUACUGGUGCACGGAUCAAGUCAUCGUUCAGCGCGUUUUGGCAGCAAAGAACAUCGCCCACGCCAAAGGUUCCACCAUCAUGGCUGGCUUUCUGAAAAUCCUCCCCAUGUUCAUCAUCGUCAUCCCAGGGAUGAUUUCCAGGAUCCUCUUUGCGGACGAGUUGGCGUGCGUCAGCCCGGAGCACUGCCUGGAGGCGUGCGGCUCCGCCAGCGGUUGCAGCAACGUGGCCUACCCGCGGCUCGUCAUGGCGCUGAUGCCCGUUGGCCUCCGCGGCCUGAUGAUGGCCGUCAUAAUCGCAGCGCUGAUGAGCGACCUGGACUCCAUCUUCAACUCCGCCAGCACCAUAUUCACGCUGGACAUCUACACCAUGCUGCGGAAGCGGGCGUCCUCCCGGGAGCUGGUGAUGGUCGGCCGGUUGUUCGUGGUUUUCAUGGUGGUCGCCAGCAUCGCCUGGGUGCCCGUCAUCAUCGAGAUGCAGGGCGGCCAGAUGUUCUACUACAUCCAAGAAGUGACGGACUACCUGACCCCCCCCGUGGCCGCCACCUUCUUGCUCGGCGUGCUUUGGCACCGCUGCAACGAGACGGGGGCGUUUUGGGGCGGGUUGGCGGGGUUCGUCCUCGGGGCGGCGCGUCUGGUUUUGGCGUUGGUCUACCGGGAGCCUCACUGCGACCAGCCCGACGAGCGGCCGUCUUUCAUCAAGGACGUCCACUUCAUGUAUGUGGCGGCCAUCUUGUUCUGGGCCUCGGCUUUGGUGACCGUGGUUGUGAGUCUCUGCACCCCUCCGCCCGCAGAAGAACAAAUCAGGAACACCACCCUGUGGGGGUUAAACAAGAGGAAGGGCUUAAAACAUGGCCCUCAAAAAGCUGCUCCACCAAGCAACAGUUAUGCUAUGGAAGCCACUGACACGGAAACACACCUUUCCAGCCCCUCACCGAUUUCUGACCUUAAAAAGCAGGACGAGGGAGAAGAAAGAGGAGUGACGGUUGGGAAGGAGGAAGAGGAACGCUGCCUUGGAAGAGGAGGAGGAGGAGAAGGAGGAGGAGGUGGAGGAGGGGAGCACGGGAGGUGUGUGAAGACUCUCAUGUGCUUCUGUGGCUUCGAGGAAAAGCCGGCCGAUGCUCAGGUCCUCACGGCCCAGGAACAGGAGCAGAUUGUGGAUGAGCUCCUCCACGAACCUCCUCGAACCCGAAUCCUCCUGAACACGGCACUGGCGGUCAUCGUCUCCGUUGGCGUCUUUCUCUUCAUCUAUUUCUCCGUGUAGGCUCCUUUUUAGUCUGGAGAAGUGGCUCAUGCUGUUGACAUAAUCUAGAUGCAUGUUCCAGGUAAGCUCUCCUUCACUUUUCUCCUCAAGUUUGAUGACAAAAUUUGAUUUUUUAACUUCCACCGUAUUAAAUAAAGUAUACUUCUUUUUACAAGGGACUAUCGGAACCAGGUCAACAGCACAUAGGACUAAAUUCUCCUGCCUUUUGGAGACAAGUGCAAAUGUAUGGUGGUGGUAGUUAUUAACAAACGCAGAGGAAGCUGGGCUUUAGCACAACACAAAUAUUGGUGUUAUUUUUUUACUCUUUGGUUAGAAAUUAAACGGAUUGGGGCGGUAUGUUGCGCUAUGAUGGUCUGACCGCUGUACAGCACCCAGCUUGUCUUUUUUAUAUAGAGAGAAAAUAAAUUACAAAUGUAAAUAUGUUUAUCAAGAACUAAGAACAGAUGCAAAGGCUUGGAAUUUAGUUAACUCCUCCUAUUCUGGGUUGAUUUUGUGAAAAUAAAGUGUUGUAAUUGCCUUUAAGACUAACGCAUUAGUUUAGAAUCUCUAUGUGACGUUUUAAUUGUGCCGAUUGUCCAAUUAGGUUUCAUUGGCUGCAAAGUGCUUGUAGAAACACGCUCUCUCUCACCGAUACUUAUUGUUAUUUUUCCAAUCCUUACACUCACAACACCGACGACAUGCCUGCUGAAGUGAUUGAGCUAAACUUAAACGCUGACAACGUUUAUACAUCAGCGUGUGAGCGUUAUCAUUGUGAUCAUCAUGACCCCACUUUGUAACCCUGGUUUUCUUUUAUCAAACUUUUCCAAAAUACAAAGCGUUGGCUUGCUGUCAUCGCUGUUUUAUCUGUUCUUUCUCUCUCAAGGAAUGUUGUGCUUUGGGGCGAGGCGGCAUCGAGGAAUAACGACACAACACAUGAACAAUAAACAAAUCAAUGGGCUAUUCUUUUGAUUAUGGUGUUC
Molecule: messenger RNA, 4354 nt
Organism: Pungitius pungitius (ninespine stickleback)
Lineage: Eukaryota; Metazoa; Chordata; Actinopteri; Perciformes; Gasterosteidae
Product: sodium/myo-inositol cotransporter-like
Exons: 5
Coding region: 1299-3395 (698 amino acids)
Biological process (GO): myo-inositol transport; transmembrane transport; inositol metabolic process
Cellular component (GO): plasma membrane
Molecular function (GO): D-glucose:sodium symporter activity
Source: RefSeq, a predicted model, not a curated record